AAGCACUCUGUCCAACUGGUCAAACGCUACGGAGUACAAAAUUUCGAUCUCUGGGGUCUUCAGAACUUGAGAAGCCGAUGAGGAUGAGCCAUACCUCCUGGUCGUCUUAAGGGUGUACGAAUUCAUCUUCGAGACUCUCUUACUGAGUUAUGCAAUGAGUGGUACAGGCAACAUCUUUCCAGGGCAAAUUCGUUCUGAGAAGCUCUCCCUUUUUUGAUUGUUUGCUAAACAUGUGCACUUUUGUGUGUGAUUGAUCAAUGAAUCGUCCAGUCAAGGGAGUUGCACCAAGAGCUCUCUCUCUGGCCAUCUUCCUUCGACUCUGAACCUUUCAAAGGCGUUUCGAAGCAAUCGGACUCCUCCUAGUCCCUCCAAAGCAUUGUUUAUCUUUGUCACUUAUGAUACAUUCUCUCCGUGUUUCCGUGAUCGACUCAAGUACCCCUUGUCCCAGAUAACGGCAGGAUAUGCGGCCAUGUCAACCAUGUCUUUUGCGGACUCACCCGACGAUACCAUGCGACCAGAAGACAAGGCGUACAUGAUGCUAUUUGGGACCCCUGAACAGGAGUCCAACUCCUUCGAUGAGUUCUUCAACGAGGAUAUGUACAAGCUGGAGGCGAGCGAAGGUGAUGACGAGAAGCAACAGCAUUUUGGCAUCUUUGACGAUUUUCUUGCCAAUGAAGCCAUUAAGGAGCAUCAUAACAAAGCCUCACUCGCAACGAUUCCCUCACCAGAACGGGAUUCCUCACCUCAGCCGUGGCGACAAGGAGUAUGGUGUCUGCGGCCCAGACAGCAGCCUUCUGAGCUGGUGGUGGAGAAAGUACGUCGGCUCGAAACAAAGCGACCGCCUCUCCACCAUCAAACAAUGAAUCUGGUCAAUCAAUACGUCCCAAAAGCUCCCAUUCCAACAGCGUCUCUAGACACCACCUCGGCGAGUCGAACCAGGCGAUAUGCAACAACGCCAUAUGCUGCUGCAAUAGAUUCAUCUGACUUGACAAGACCAUCGUUCACACGCGAAGCCACACUCUCGCCGAGCCCUAUGUAUGCACAACUACCCAUCGCUUCAAGAGAUGGUCAUGGGGACACGAGUACAUGGCAGCAAGAUUUUCAAAAUUUUCAUCUCCGCCCCUCUUGUGAGGCUCCACUUCAUUCACCGUCACGGCAUCACUAUAGAACGAUGAAGACUCGUGAGAAGAACUCUGCGGGAGUGGCAGAAAACCACACCCUUGCACUCCCUGCUGUUCUGCCAGAAUCGCUUGGAGGUGGAAGUUGCUCAGCAGCAAUCGACCCCUUUCUGCUUGAGCAAUCCGAACAGCGGCCGAAUUUGUAUCAAUACCAAGUUGGAUCGCCACGUGCUGACGGCAUUUCACAUGGGCUGCUGUCAAUUCAUUCGCCCAGCAGUGGGAGUGAUCCAUCAUCAAGCAGCUCACAUCAUUCCCACGAAGCAAGAUCCUAUACGUCGAACACCAGUGUCGAGAUGCAUUCGCAGUCGGUCUUUUCUCCUCCCACUACCGCUGACUUUCUUUCUCAUCCGCCGCUCCCACGACUGGAGCCUGAAGAAACCUACCCUGUUCUCGCUGCACCGACGCCGCAACGUAUUCCACAUCCGAUCCUGCAGCAGCCAGCUACUGCCUCGCUGAUCGGACUGGGCAUUCAGUAUCCUCGAUGGGAACAAACUGGUCAACAGGCGUCUUACGAUCCACUGUCAUCGUCUACAAUGCCAGAACCGGUGAUCUACUCUCCACCAGCGCGGACAAUGCCAGUACCUGCGCCGUCGUUGUCGUCAUACCCACCUCUUCCGCCCCCAGCGUCCUACAUCUUUUCCGAACAGUCCACUUUCAUGACACCGCGCAAACAACGACGCUCACCGUCAAGAUCUCCUUCACCUCCUAUCUCGCCAACGACUAUCAGCCCCCGCAGAACUACCCGGCGUUCACCAACCAGGACAGUCACAGAUUACACUCAUAGUCGCAGGAAAUCGAUCCACAAAUCAGGUCCAAUGCGGGAUCAUACCGUUUCACAAGAGCCGCCGCUUCCAUCACCCCGAACCAGAUCCUCGUCGAGACCACCUCGAACACCCAAGAGGCCCAAGACGCCAACCAGUGCAGUUCCCAAGAUCGGCUUUGUCAAUUUCACCCCAGCCGAUUCGGCCAAGUUGAUGAGCGAUGUGGCGCCAAGUGGCAGUUCGAAGACUCGAGCUCGUCGAGAACUGGAAGCUCGAGAAAAGAGGAAGAAGUUGAGCGAGGCUGCGUUGAAAGCGGUACGGGUUGCAGGGGGCGAUGUCGCUGCAUUUGAAAAGGCGAUCUUCACAUAACGCGUCAAGCAUCUGAUUUGUUCUUCUUGUAAGAGUACGAGUAGUAAUCGCUGUAAUUUAGCAUGAAUGGUAUGUAUUGUAUUGAUAGGGAUUCUCGGACAGAGAGUCUUUUUGUUAUCAA
This is a messenger RNA of Exophiala oligosperma, 2429 nucleotides long. RefSeq lists its product as uncharacterized. The record is from RefSeq and is a predicted model, not a curated record. Bases 470 to 2308 code for a protein of 612 amino acids. The transcript has 2 exons. Lineage: Eukaryota; Fungi; Ascomycota; Eurotiomycetes; Chaetothyriales; Herpotrichiellaceae.